Messenger RNA from Trichomycterus rosablanca, 1630 nucleotides. It is a transcript of the gene scxa, whose product is annotated as scleraxis bHLH transcription factor a. The transcript has 2 exons. Gene Ontology annotation, biological process: regulation of transcription by RNA polymerase II; developmental process. Bases 338 to 943 code for a protein of 201 amino acids. Gene Ontology annotation, molecular function: DNA-binding transcription factor activity, RNA polymerase II-specific; RNA polymerase II transcription regulatory region sequence-specific DNA binding; protein dimerization activity. The record is from RefSeq and is a predicted model, not a curated record. Lineage: Eukaryota; Metazoa; Chordata; Actinopteri; Siluriformes; Trichomycteridae.
UUCCACUCUGAGGGACAGAGUAGCUGCUGAGGGACUGAGCGGCAGAGCAUGGAAAGCAAGAGCUAGCUCGGUGGAUGUAACGGAGGGUGAAAAACAGCAGAAGUGAGGAGCGAGGGAGGACAUUUGAAAUGUUUCUGCGUGAAUGAGAGACGCUGAAGUGCAACCUAUCCUACGAAAGGCCUAGAAGUGAGGAACAUAAGUCGCUCCUGCAUGCCGAUUAGUUUCCCUCAUAUGGCACAACCCAUGCAUGCAUGACUGUGGACCAGCCUCUCCUACUGUAACUACGUCCGAGAUCUAGGCAAAACAAGAGCUCUUGAAGAUUCUACACGCAGCAGGAAUGUCAUUCGCUAUGGUGCGCCCGGCCCCAAGCCGGUACCUUUACUCAGACAUCUCCAUGAUGUCCGAGGAUGACGAGAACGGCAGCGAGAGCUCGGGUUCGGAUGACCGUUCCUUCCGACUAGACGGCUCGGGCUAUGAGCUUAAAGUUGGCGGCAGGAAGCGAAAACCAGGCAGCUCUGGAGCCGGAGGACAGCUCACUGGAGUUCAGCAGAUCAUCGCAGGCAUUCCCGUCGUCGAGCCGCGCCAGAGAAAUGUGGCCAACGCGCGGGAACGUGACCGAACCAACAGUGUGAACUCAGCCUUCACGGCCCUCAGGACUCUGAUCCCCACCGAGCCGGCCGACCGCAAGCUGUCAAAGAUCGAGACCCUGCGUCUCGCUUCCAGUUACAUCUCGCACCUGGGCAACGUGCUGUUGGUGGGUGAGGCCUGCGGGGACGGACAGCCGUGCCACAGCGGCGCCCAGUCGGCAUCGUACUACCACAAUCAUGGAUCGCCUGGCAGAGAUUCGGAGAACUCGCAGCCCAAACAGAUCUGCACUUUUUGCCUCAGCAAUCAAAGGAAAAUGAGCAAAGACAGAGAGAGAAAAACAGCCCUGAGGAGUUAAUACCAACAGGAGGAAACGAUGGACUCGCAGGGUUUCGGAGAAAAUCUUGACCUGAUGAUGACCUUAAACUCGACUUUAUGAUGUACAUAUGCAAAUAAUUCAUAUUUAAUUAAUUCUAUAAAUAUUAUACAUGGACGCUGACCCUUGGGAAGAAAAACAUCUACAAUUUUACCUGGACCUUUCCAUCAGCUGGCCAUCGAAAAUACUCACAUCCACCACAGCCUCAGGAUUUUCACUCCAACGCCUCACAAACUAAAAGUUUCCAUCUUUAAGACAGAUCAAAAGCAAAAGCAUAGGACUGGACCACAACGGGCAAAACAAUCACAUACUCCUCACAGAGUAACAUCCAUCACGGAACUAAAGCGGUGCUGUUGUUCAAAUCUGAACAAAAUCAGACUCACCGAGAGCAACAAUCUAAAACACAAUAAGAAAUGGUACCCGGUUAAACUGUAACUGGGUCAAUAUGAGGACUGACUGAUGGAGCGCCUUUCACAAAUCAAAUCUGACAUCCUCAACCAUGUUUCUCACCUAUUUUGUGAAACUAAGGUGCAUAUAGUUGGCUAUUCAAAGUAUGCCAGCAAAUUAAUCAAUACAAUAUAAUGUAUAUUAAAUAUGCCAGAAUGAAUUUACUCAUAUUCAUGUUUAUUAAAUUAAAAAUGUCAAAUUAAAUCAAGUGCUGCAAUUUAA